Molecule: messenger RNA, 1007 nt
Organism: Colletotrichum destructivum
Lineage: Eukaryota; Fungi; Ascomycota; Sordariomycetes; Glomerellales; Glomerellaceae
Exons: 2
Coding region: 15-458 (147 amino acids)
Source: RefSeq, a predicted model, not a curated record
GAUCGACAACAAGCAUGGCACGCGUCAGUAUAGUGGCCGUACCGCAUACGGGAGCGACAUGGACAACGGAGAGCCACGCUAGCCAGAUCUUGGACGUCGUACCCAUCUUCAAGUUUCUGUGUCGAGCCUGUGCUGAAGCAAGACCACACAGUCACAAGCUUUGGGCCAGAAUGAACAAGACUUGGCAGUUUCGACCGAGAACUUCUCCAAUUCAAGCUUGUAACAUUUGCGGUUUCUCCAACCCUGCGCUUGGGCACGAAUACCACAGCAGAAUCACACGCAGCUGUCAACGCGAACUUGGUACACAACCGCCCUUUUCACAAAAUCAGAGGGAUAGGAAUGGUCCUGCCAGGCGACCCAGCAAUUACUUCCGGCAUCCCAGGACCACGAUAAUCGCUGUGAGGUGGGAAAUUCAAGUGGCCAGGGUUGAGGUCCUUGAAGGGCUGGCUGUCUUCUAGAAAAAGAACUUGUCUGGAUCAUCGUCAAACUGGGAUUUUUGGUCUACGGAGAAACGAGGAACGGGGCGAGGAUUCGAAUGAAAUGCAAUGUGCUAUGAUACGGAAUCUUUUUCGUGUUGUAGGGUUGUUCCCCGUUGGUCUACACGCCACCAGACUUCUGGAAUAGAACAAACCUCACCCGAAGACUGCAAUAGUUGAAAUAACUAUAUGGUCGAUGAAAGACAUAAGUUCCUGGCAAGGGCCUCGCUAAGAUCAUAGAGGUUUGCUUCCGUGGCUGUGGACAUUCCGGACUGGGUGGGGCCGGAACCGGGACCGGGCACCGCACGGUAUCUAAUGUCAGCGUUCGUCCCGGUAGCUCAAACUCGCAGCCUGCCAAUGUCAAGUCCUCAACAAAGCUUGUAUCAACAACUUCGGCAAACUGAUAAACAACAACCAACGGUGUAUUGAUGAUUGAGGGAGGGUCGCCUCUCGUGAUGGUGGGCGUAUGGACGAGUUCAGUUGGGCUUUGUUUAUGGCCUGCUGUACUUUUCUCUUUCACAAGAGUUCAUC